CGUCGAUGAGCUCUAAAAAAGAAAUCAGAGAAGGUGAAGGAUUGCUUUCACGGAAAAAAGAAAGACUGUGUGCAAGAGUAGGAUGCUCCUUAAUUGCAAUAAUCUUCAGGGACUACGACUGACAACUUCUUUACACACAGUAUAGACUGAGUAGAAUUUAAUUACACUAAAUCGGAACAAGAUCAUAAACCAAAAUGUCUUCCGGUGUAUGGAGAUUGUUCUCUGACGAUGAAGCCUUCAGUGGAGGUGAGCUUCUCACGCAGAGGCGUCCACGUCCGAAGAUAUUAGAAUUAAGGGUUUCCGAAUUACAUCCCUCACUACCAGUCUGGGCUCCUUUUCAAGGGGAAAAUAGGUCAAGGAUGUUCUGAAGAAUGCAACUCGGCAACCUCUAAUAGAAGGCAGUGACAACAAAGGCCCGCCUCGCGGACUGCUAACAUUGCAGCUCUUACUGCUUUUCUCAGACUCCCUCCGAUAUAUUUUCGUAAUCGAAACCUUCGUUAGUUUACUUGCAAAAUUUGCCAUCUUCCCAGACUCGAGCAGCCUAAAAGAGACGCGGUUGGCGGAAGAACUCGUUUGUCUCAUUGUAUGAAGAAGGAUGAAGACGUCAGUGUAGAAAAUAGAACUAGUAGGCGAAAAAGUACAUCAUGUGCUAGUUGUGCCUGUUCUGUUGAUACUGGAGGCAAAGGUAGAUAAACUACUAGAAACUCCUCUUCAUACGAUUUCUUUGCAUUGUAUGGAGAAGGAUGAAGACGUCAGUGUAGACGAUGUUGAGACUAAUUGAACAACUAGAUGUCGUUCUAGUGGUACGACAUCUAGUUGUUCACAAUUAUUUGAGGUAAAGGGUAGGCGUUGUAGAAACUACUUGUAGAUGUAGUUAUAAACUUCGACUGGGUUCUUCUAUUUGUCUUAUAUAUAAGAACAGAUUCCUUCUCCUCUUCAUAUGAUUUCUUUGCAUUGCUAGAGGGAUGGCGAUUGGACUUCGGCUAUGACGGCAACCAGACGGAGAGGACCAGCAGACUCGCGGUUUUUAACGCCUUUUCAGCAGUGCAGAUUUUGAUCGUCGGAUUUUUCUUCACCAAGCAAGUGUAUUUAUGACAUACUGUUGGAACUGUAUCAUCCCGCCGGUAGGCUUGAAGGACUACUUGGGAUGCAAAUGAAUGAAUAAGGGCAUUCGUUGUGGGAGUUGACCUUGUGUCGGCUGCCAUUUUGUCUCUACGUUCUUCCGUCUUCGUUAUCCCAGUAUGUAAAUUGUUUGAUUAUGUAACAGACAUGUUUAAGUGAUUAAGAGGGCGGCGGCAUAUAGUCCUAACUCAAAAAAAAUCUACGAUAAUCGCGAAUAACCAUAACAGGGACACACACGACAUGACAUGGACGACGCUAAAAUACUUGAGAGUACUGAGUACGGGCGUAAGAUUGACGAGAAGAUACUUUUUAGCCAUAUUACAGGAAGACUCCGUGUUGUAAUGACCCUCUACUACAUGGUCGUUAAGGAUGUAUGUAGUAGAGGUCCAUUACAACACGGAGUAAAUUUCUUCGUGAUCAUGUAAAUGUAAUUUAUUCCUCGUUGGCUUACAAGUUCUACUUGUUUCUGCAAUUUAUUGUCACAUCGAUUCAUCCUGCCGGUAGGUGCAGCAAACCUAUUUAGGAUGCAAAAAAGACUCCGUGUUGCAAUGAACCUCUACUACUAAAUUUCUUCUGUAUGUAAAUGUAAAUGUAAGUAUAGUGAUCGAUUCUAAACCCCGUCCUCCGAAUAGACGCAUUUGUGUCUGGUUCUGUGCUUUGUGCGACGAUCCUACAGGUUGUCAUCACGAUUCCAGCAGCCGCUAGGAUGGGCAUAUUUGUCCCUUCGGAAGACAAAAAGGACUUAUCAUCUUAUGCAUGGAACAUCUAGCCGUGUAUCAGAGGACUGUCGUUUCAUUCAAGAAUGUUAGCUCUCUCAUUUUUUUCAGCAGAACAUGACUAGUCGUGUAGAAACAUGACCGGUUUCACACAAGUUGUACGAUACACCAUAAUAAAUCUAUCAAUACCUCUAAUUCCUUAGUCCUCAAGACUCCGGCAGUCCACCUGCGCAUAGGCCUUACCAAGUCGGCGGAAAUUUGGAGGUUUGGCUUUCUGCCGGUGCCUGCGUUUUUAGCACCUUCAUCGUUUUUGUUGUGUAUUGA
Molecule: messenger RNA, 2162 nt
Organism: Amoebophrya sp. A25
Lineage: Eukaryota; Dinophyceae; Syndiniales; Amoebophryaceae
Source: the annotation of a GenBank genome assembly